AAGCCAUAUAUAUUCAAUAGGCUUGUCUGUCCCAAGCCAAUCUAUUCGAUACCAUCCAGAAUUCCUCAUUUCAGCCACGAUUCUCUGUUGUGUAAGAGAGACUCUCCGCUUCUUGUUCGCCAAAAUCACCAUAAGAGAAGAAUCAAGAAGCCAAACCCAAACCCAAACGUUACACGCCUUCCUACGCGAUGUGGUGAUCGUGAUUCCUUCAAAGAGAGAUUGGUAACCGCCAUGUCAAGAACAUCUUUGAUUCGGCGUCUAGCUCCAUUUUUCGCUGCUCGAAUCCGCCAGAACCACCGUCUUCUCAGCUCCUCCUCCGCUUCUGCGCUCCGCGAAGCUGUUUCUUCCUCCUCUCCUUCAUCUGAUUCCGUUCAAUUGACGGAAAAUUGCAUCCAGAAAAUGAGAGAACUACAAGCUGGUGAAGAAUCAUCCGGUGAAAAAAUGCUUCGCUUGAGUGUAGAAACUGGUGGAUGUUCUGGGUUCCAGUAUGCUUUCAACAUAGAUGAUAAAACCAACGCAGACGACAGGGUUUAUGAAAGGGAAGGAGUUAAACUGCUGGUCGAUAACAUUUCAUAUGAUUUUGUGAAAGGAGCAACCGUCGAUUAUGUUGAUGAAUUGAUCCGUUCUGCUUUCGUAGUGGUAGAAAAUCCAAGUGCAGUGGGUGGGUGCAGUUGUAAAAGUUCUUUCAUGGUGAAACAGUAAUUCGUGCAGUAAAAUCUGGAUUAACCGGCAAGGAUAACUUCCAAUACUUGAUUGAAGUAUGAUUUGUUACUUGUGGCAAUCGACAAUCGUCGACUUCAUAAUUCUCAAUGAAUUACAACAUGAUAUGAUAUGCCGAAGAACCAAGCUGCUGGAGUAUGACGGGCGGAGGGAAUUUCCGGUGGAGCGGUGAAAAACGUAGAGAUUAGCAAGAACCCUAAUGGCAAAAACACACAUUUUGUUCGGUUUGACACUGACAUUGAAAGACGAAAAUUGAAGAAGUGAAUGGAAUUAGAUACCCGGUAGUCUUAGCUUUAAACGACGGAUACUAAACAUUGCAUGUAUGAAAAACAAUUUCUUUCAACCCUUCACUUUUUUAUUUUUAAACCAUUUUUUUUUGUUAACA
Molecule: messenger RNA, 1105 nt
Organism: Tripterygium wilfordii
Lineage: Eukaryota; Viridiplantae; Streptophyta; Magnoliopsida; Celastrales; Celastraceae
Product: iron-sulfur assembly protein IscA-like 2, mitochondrial
Exons: 5
Coding region: 232-702 (156 amino acids)
Biological process (GO): iron-sulfur cluster assembly
Cellular component (GO): mitochondrion
Molecular function (GO): 4 iron, 4 sulfur cluster binding; iron ion binding; 2 iron, 2 sulfur cluster binding
Source: RefSeq, a predicted model, not a curated record